AUAAAAUAUUAAAUAAGGAAGAUAGAGUUGGAAUGACCAUCCACUUCUUUUGCAAAUGGAUUUCUGCAUUAAAGAAAUCCAAUCCAGUGAAUGAUUUGUUUCUUCUGGUUUCCAGGCAUCAAUGAUUUCACUACAAUACAAAAUCAUCCAGGUCAAGAGAAUCUAUGAGUUCAGUAACGACUCGGUGAGAAUCAAUCAACGAGUUGAGCACAUCAUCGGAGAUUGUGUUGGAUUGUGAAAUCAGUGCAUAUGAUUUUGGAUAUCUGGUAAGAUUCCGACGCCCUCGCUGGAGGUGAUAACGGCGACACUGGUACAAACUGCCGGCGACGUUUUCUUUGGUUUACCAUGUUUCGGCAUGUAGGAAUAUGAUAACCCUAAGUCCUAACAGGUCCCUUGAAUAGUCAAAAGUCAUUUACCGGUUGUUGCCUGUUGCGUCAAUUUUGCCUUUACGCGUCUCAACUUACUAGACUUAUUAUUCCAUCUUUCAGUCCACAUGGAGUGCCGUUGAAGAAAUUACCGUCCUCUAACGCUCCGUCUCUUUGAAUCUUCCUAUGCAGUAGCCCUUCGUCCGUUGGAUCGAAUAACGUGAUUUCCCAAUAAAGCACAAAUCGAAAGGGAAAAAAGCUGGAAGAAGUAACUUCUGGAGGAGGCUUUGUUUGAAUUGAAGCUUUCCCAAAUAAAAUCACAAGUUACAAUCAGACGGAACCCCUAAUUUGUUAUCUCUCAGUUCCUUCACAAUUAGUGCUUCUUGAGGAGCAUCUGUUGCUCAGAGGCGCUUCUCUGCAACUCAAGGUCUGUGGAGUUGGCGAACCGUAGUCAGGAUGAGCCCACCUAUCAACUUGUCUCUAGAAUAAAGACUAGCAUCACACAUAUCGUUCUGUUUAUUGUUUGUAGUGUUGAAGGACAUAUGGACAGCAGUGGUGGCAGAAAUGAGCCUGAUUGGAUUGAAAGAGUGAAGUCAGGGGGUUCGGUUCCAUUACUUGGACCAGAUAUUUGCUCAUAUGGGUGGAUGUCACCGCCUGGAGAAAAAUUCAUGGUAAGAGGUCCCGAAUACUUGUCAACCAGGAAUAAAAUCCCUGGUGGUGAAUAUCUUCUGAAGCCUCUUGGUUUUGAUUGGGUUAAAGGCUCUGUAAAGAUUGGGGAUGUCUUGAAUCAUCCAAACAGCCGUGUCAGGAAGGUCCUUGAGGAGGAGUUUCCAACUGGUGAUAAGCCUUUUGUAUGGGCUUUCAAUCUACAAGUCCCAAGCAAGGAUAACUAUAGUGCUAUAGCUUAUUUCAUAGCAACCAAGCCUAUUCAGGAGGGAUCCUUGGUGGAUCAGUUCUUAAAAGGGGAUGAUGCUUUUAGGAAUUCUCGUAUGAAGUUGAUUGCCAACAUUGUCAAGGGCCCUUGGAUUGUGAGAAAAGCAGUUGGGGAGCAGGCCAUAUGCAUAAUUGGUCGUGCUCUUUCCUGUAAAUAUUGUGUUACAUACAAUGCUUUUGAAGUAGAUGUAGAUAUUGGAUCAUCCAUGGUUGCAGCAGCAAUUGUUCAUCUAGCAUUUGGUUACGUCACGACACUGACAGUAGACAUAGCUUUUCUUAUCGAGGGCCAAACGGAAUCAGAGCUUCCAGAACAAAUCCUGGGAGCUGUCAGAUUCUCUGAAUUGAACCCUGCUUCUGCUUCCUCAAUUGAACAAUCAUCAGAUGAUAGUGCUGGUAACUUGCAGUCUUUGUUGCCAACACGUUUUUGGAAGUCAAUUGGACAAGGCUUCUCUCAAUAUUUCCAUCCGGGUGCUCAAGAAGGCGGUUCUAACUCUGGCUCAGCCCAUGCCAAUGGAGGAGUUGAUCAUGAAAAUAGAAAUGGAGGAGUUGAUGAUGGAGGUAGAAAUGAAGAUAUAAAGAAAUGGUAAGUGUUUUGCAAUGUGACUACCUUGUAAGUUGCUAAAAAAUGCGGGUUGAAAUUCAUGUUUUCCUGUAAGAAUCAAAAUUUGACAUCAGUUUGCUUCCAGCGUUAGAAGACCUUUACAAUUUGGGUUGCUAAUUUGUUAGGUGUACAAAAUGUGGCGUCCUUUUCCCAGAAAAUUGUCUUUUUUGGCAUAAAGUAAAUAUUGCAUUCUUCUUUAACAUCUUUAGGAUAGUAUUUCUUCAUCACUCUAUCAAACAUUGCUCUUUCUUUGCUUACUUGGAGGCUACGGCAUACUUUAGGGUUUAGGCCCCUGGAAUCUGCUCUCCGUGGGCUGAAGAGUCGGUGUGUAUAUCUCUGAUAAUUUCUUAUAAAAUAUUGGAUUAACCUAAUUUACGUGGUGGUGCCUCAAGGUUUGCAACAAUUACUUCUUAAAUGUGUAUAUUCGUUGACCUUGACGUAGUCAGAAGUUUUACAGAUAACGUGACUGGAUCACAUUAUUACUUAUGGAUACUAAACCUUUGAUAUUUUGCAAGAAAAUCCUCCUUUGCUUAUUGCUG
Messenger RNA from Tripterygium wilfordii, 2438 nucleotides. RefSeq names its product protein ENHANCED DISEASE RESISTANCE 2-like. The transcript is spliced from 3 exons. The record is from RefSeq and is a predicted model, not a curated record. Bases 908 to 1885 code for a protein of 325 amino acids. NCBI's taxonomy places the organism in Eukaryota, Viridiplantae, Streptophyta, Magnoliopsida, Celastrales, Celastraceae.